CGAACCCGUAUCAUCCCAAUGUCAUUGCACGAAUCCAGAUCAGCCGAAACGACUGACAGCAAUGUCGUCGCUGUUCCUGAGUCACACCUUGCGAGCGACGUGGAGCCCAUGGAAAAGAAGGCUGACGAACCAAGCUCUGAGGAGACCAUCAGUCCUGCCGAGACUCACUAUCCGACCGGAUGGCGCUUACACCUGUCAACAAUUAGUCUUUCAGUUUUGAUAUUCUUGGUCCAAAUGGAAUCAUCAAUCGCUAGCACUACGCUACUGAAGAUUACCGAUCAGUUUGGGGGAUAUGAGAAAAGUUCUUGGGUCUUCACAGCAUACAUGUUGACCUACUGUGGAUUCCAAAUGAUAUGGGCAAAAUGGUCCGAUAUAGCGGGGCGACGCCUCACCUUGCUGGUGUGUGUGGUGAUAUUCACAAUCUCCUCGGCACUCUGUGGCGCCAGUCAGAGUCUUAUACAACUGAUCCAGUUUCGUUGGAUCCAGGGAAUCGGUGGCUGUGGCAUAUUUGCCAUGGGGCAGAUCUAUCUCUUCGAGCUCUAUCCGCCCCAUCUAUGGCCUUUUUAUAUGACUAUUUUCACCGCUGUGAUUGCGUUUUCCUUGAUCGCUGGUCCGCUCUUGGGCGGCGGUAUUACGGAAUCUGGUUCUUGGCGAUGGAUCUUUCUUCUCAAUGUGCCCGCCGGCGUCUUACUCAUUCCGGCUAUCUAUCUAAUUUUCCCACGAAAAUCCGGGAAUCAAGUAUCUAUCGAAUCCAGCAACAGAGCCUUGUUUUCCUCUGCAUCCCUCAGAAAAGUGGAUAUUUUGGGAUCAGUGACUCUUCUGGGCGCCUCAAUACUUUUAUCCACGGGCUUCCAGGAAGCAUCGAUCGUCUCGUCUUGGAAGUCGGCCGUCGUUUUGUCAUUGAUAAUAUGCAGCAUUCCAUUCAUCGCGGUAUUUCUUGCCUGGGAGUGGUUUGUCACCACGCGCCGGGAGUUUCCAGAGCCAGUCUUCCCAUGGAGAUUUUUCCAAAGUCGUGUUCGGAUAGGAAUGAUCAUAAACACAUUCCUCGUGGGAUCCGUCACCUACGUUUGCUCCGUUCAGAUCCCACAAAAGUUCAUGACGGUUCACGGUCUUUCGCCGUUCGAUGCGGCAAUCAAGCUCCUUUCCUUUGGUGUAUUGAUUUCCGGUGGGUCCUCGGUUGCUGCAGCAUUGAUGGGCAAGUUAAGAAUCCCACCCUGUUGGAUGAUACUCUUCGGAGCCGUGAUGCAGGUCAUUGGAUUAGUGCUCUUAUCUAGAGUCAAAGACACUGCUAGGAUUGAGCCAGCACAAUAUGCCUACCAUGUUCUUGCGGGUCUUGGGGUAGGUUUCAUCAAUGCAGCAAUCACUCUCUUGGUGCCAUAUAUCAUGGAAAAAAGAGAUCUCGCAACUGGGACAGCUGCAAUCUCGCAGUUUCGCAUGUUGGGGGGCCUCAUGGGUUUGUCUAUCGCGGUAUCACUCUCUACGCCGCAGAUACGAUCUCAGUUACUCGGGGUAUUACCUGCAGCAGAUGUUUCGCAGUUACUGGAAAGAACCGAAACCAUCAACACAAUAGAUGGCGUCCUACUGGAGACUGUGAAGGGAAUAUUUGCAGAAGGGUAUUCGCUCCAAAUCAAGAUGCUUGUGGGGUUUGCGGUAGCUCAGGUCCCAACGACGCUUUUGAUGUGGACGAAUCAAGCGGCAGAGCCGGGAACAGGUCAUUCUUGA
This is a messenger RNA of Periconia digitata, 1722 nucleotides long. The record is from the annotation of a GenBank genome assembly. Lineage: Eukaryota; Fungi; Ascomycota; Dothideomycetes; Pleosporales; Periconiaceae.